Messenger RNA from Hippocampus comes (tiger tail seahorse), 3536 nucleotides. RefSeq names its product myocyte enhancer factor 2ca (gene mef2ca). Gene Ontology annotation, biological process: positive regulation of transcription by RNA polymerase II; cell differentiation. Lineage: Eukaryota; Metazoa; Chordata; Actinopteri; Syngnathiformes; Syngnathidae. The record is from RefSeq and is a predicted model, not a curated record. Bases 493 to 1869 code for a protein of 458 amino acids. The transcript has 13 exons. Gene Ontology annotation, molecular function: RNA polymerase II cis-regulatory region sequence-specific DNA binding; DNA-binding transcription factor activity, RNA polymerase II-specific; protein dimerization activity.
GCCUCCUCAAGCCAGCUGGUCUGGCUUGCCGACUUGUUUGAGACGAGGAAUCGAACAGGGAACCCACAGCUGGACCUGGUGGCACCUCUUCCUGGUGAAGACCACACAGCGGUGGUUACGCGCGCGUGCCCGGGCUGGAUCGCCGCUGGACGGACACUCGGGAACGAGCAAAGACUUGUGGCGGGAAAGUCAUGCUGCACUAAAACACGCGUCAGAGGUCCGCGAACGCAUCGCGUGUUGUGUUGAAGUCGUCCGUCCGUGGAGCUCAUUCGUUUGGUGGAGUGUUGGGACUUUUUGCGUCCCGAUUGCGGAGCUCUCCAGCCCGGCUUUGCGCGGACCUGCGGCUGGGACCGGAGCCCUCGGUUCCGGCACGACUCGGACACAUGCCGACCGGAACAAGUUUGACUCGACGUGUGAGGUGGCAGAGUCAAAAGUAAGACGCGACGACAACAAAGAAAGACAAAAAGAAGAAGAAGAGAGAAAAGACCCAAAAUGGGCAGGAAGAAGAUUCAGAUCGCCCGCAUUGUGGACGAACGCAACAGACAUGUGACCUUCACCAAGCGCAAGUUCGGUCUGAUGAAGAAGGCGUACGAGCUGAGUGUGCUGUGCGACUGCGAGAUCGCGCUCAUCAUCUUCAACAGCACCAACAAACUCUUCCAGUACGCCAGCACCGAUAUGGACAAAGUGCUGCUCAAGUACACCGAAUACAACGAGCCCCACGAGAGCAGGACCAACGCCGACAUCGUCGAUACGUUGCGGAAGAAAGGCCUAAGUGGCAGUGAGAGUCCCGACAUGGAGGCGGACGACUCUGCCGGUCAGAGCCCCGAGACGGAUGACAAGUACCCCAAAAUCGGCGACGACAUCGACCUGAUGCUCAACAGGCAGCGGAUCUGCGGCCUGCCCGCAUCCAGCUACGACAUCGGCCUGAAUGCCUCCCCGCUGCUGUACCCGCACCCCGGCAUAGGGGGCGCCGCAGCCAACCACAACCUGCUGCCCAUCCACCACGCUUCAAUGCAGAGGAAUGCCAUGUCCCCCCAGCGGCCCCCCAGUGGCGAAGAUGCAGGCCUGUUGGGCUCCGAGCUGACAAACACUGUUGUCAGUGUGGCAGGAAACGGCGUCUACAGCAAUCAGUGCCCAUCUCCUGCCAUGAUGUCACCGGGGGGUGCGUCUAAGAGCAAAAGUCCGCCAAUGAGCAUGAGCCGCAAGCCCGACCUACGACCCCUGAUGCCGCCCGCCAACAAGUGCAGCAACAUGCCGACCAUCUGUGAGGACUUUGACCUGAUGUUGAACGCUCGGAUCAAUCACUCCCAGACGGCACAGACACUGUCCAGUCCCUCUGCAUGUGUGUCCGCCGCCGCAUCUCUUCCCAGCUCCGCUAUGGGAGGCUACCCAUCCUCUCUGGGCUCCUUCGGCACAGAGUUCUCGCUGGGUGGUGAGGUGGCCUCCCUGAUGGCUUUCGGGUCAGCCGGGCUGGGCUCCGUCAGUACAAUGCAACAGCAGCAGCACCAGCAGCAGCACCAGCAGCAGCACGUCCACGACUUACACAACCUGCACAGUGUGCCACUCGCUCACAUGGGGAACUUGUGUCAGAACACCAACCUGCACUUCCCAUCGGGCCACCAAAACCUCCAGAUCAAGUCAGAGCCAGCCUCGCCCCCUCGAGAACGCCCCGGGGCCAGCAUGGUGGGUGCACGUCCGGGCCGCUCGCCCGCCGGCAGCGCCUCCAGCUGCGGGAGCUCGUAUGACGGCGGCGAGGAUCAUGACGCCGCUGGUUGCGGCGACUUCCUCCUGCGGCCGCCGUCCAAUCAGGAUGAGCGCCGGAGCCCAUCCGUCAAGCGCAUGCGGCUGACGGAGGGCUGGGCCACAUGAUGCUGAGGGGGUGGGGCUUGUCACACAGGUUACCUUGGAGUGUUUAUUGAAGAAUCAUCUCAUUGGCUGUGUUGGGAAUGUAUCACUGGUCAUUACUGGGGAUUUUUAGUGGCACUAUCUAGGUCUGUUUUUUCUAAAUCUGUAUGCGCUGUUGCGAUUAAGGAGUCUGCAGUGAGCAAAUGAUUGAUGACGGAAUCUUUCACUCAUUCUCGACUCCCUAAUCACUACAUUUGCAUUUCUCGUGGACUUUUUAGGAAAUAUCUCGGUCCACAGCCUAAAAAUCCCAUUAUAAUGAUGAGGUCAUGAGAAAAUUCUCAACACAGUCCAUGAGCAUAUUCCUAAUUCCCGUUAUGCUUUUGUGUUUGUGAGGGUGCCGGUCACAAACGGCCAACAAGCAGUCAAGCACUUGUGAGUCAAAGCUCAUUUAUAAAAAUCGACAAUCGCUGAAAAGAAUGUCCCCCAAAAUGAUUGGUUAAGUCCCAGCUGAGUAGAGCUAAUGCUUAUUUGUAGUGUAUGCACCAAUCAAAGCAAAAUUCCAACAGAACCCUGAGGAACUCCAACCAUCAAAUGUGACUUUAUGAAGGGGAAAUUUGAAAACUAAUCCCGAGAAGUUAUUAAUUUAUUUAUUACACGGUAAUUCGAAUUCUAUAAAACUCAUUUUUUACAAACAAAUUUGGACUCGAAAGACUUUAACCAACCACAAUUUAGGACACAUUGCCAGAGACAAAAAUAUAUAUAUAUAUACUUUUACUACUUACAAUGAACUUAUUUUUCUUAUCUGAUAACUUUUAUCACAGUUAUUUUGGAUCUAAUUAUAUUUCGACUUUCCGAUCAGUUUGACGUUUCCACCUCGUGCAGAUUUGCGGCCAUUUUGUGGGAGGGGUCACAUUUUUUUUUUGUUUGUUUUUAAAACCAACAAAUAUGAAAACCAAAACGAGGUCCAAUUUAGGACGUUCGCUACCACUUAAUUCAUAAAAGUCAAUUAAGCGUCGAUUAAGAUGGAAUAACGUUGAGACGAGAAGAGAGCGAAGGUCAAUGAGCUGACAGGAAGUGAGAGAGUGACAGGAAGAGGAAGCACAUUCGGGUUCGCAAGAAGGUUGCCAGGAAAAGGGAAAAAAAGUGACAGGUGAAGGGGCGGGGCCAGGCUGGAUGCAGGAGCCAAUGGGCAGCCGGCUGUGCGUGAGGGCAGCGGCGCGAGCGAGGCCUAUUUAUGCAGAGUGUGAGCUUUUAGCUAUUAGCUUGUCGUGCAUUAGCCUUUAGCUUAGUAUAGGAGGACUGCGGGACAGUGACGACUUCAAAUGUUUUUUCUGUGUCCUGGAGUCAGAGACCACGCCGUUGCCAUGGUGACGCCACAAGUAACGCCAUUGGGUGAGGUCGUCCUAAUUGAUAAUUCAAGUUUACGCGUGCGUCUUCAUGGUAACUGCAAGAGAUUCUGACUCGUGCUUCUGCUUAGCUUUUUGUUUUCUUCUUUUGUUUUGUUGAAGCUGAGGGUUGUUGAAAUUUGAAUAUUUUGCUGAUCAAAAAUGUAUAUUUGGAGGCCCAACCCUGUUUUCAAGCCGCCAGGACCCGACCGGUUAAGAGGUAGAACCCAACCGCAUUACGGGUCGCAAUGUCGCUUUACGUUCAAGAGAAGAUAAGGGCAGAGCCCGCCAGCUUUCUCCCCCCCC